Messenger RNA from Polistes dominula (European paper wasp), 3806 nucleotides. It is a transcript of the gene E75, whose product is annotated as ecdysone-induced protein 75. Gene Ontology annotation, biological process: cell differentiation; negative regulation of transcription by RNA polymerase II; positive regulation of transcription by RNA polymerase II. NCBI's taxonomy places the organism in Eukaryota, Metazoa, Arthropoda, Insecta, Hymenoptera, Vespidae. Gene Ontology annotation, molecular function: nuclear receptor activity; zinc ion binding; RNA polymerase II cis-regulatory region sequence-specific DNA binding. The record is from RefSeq and is a predicted model, not a curated record.
UCUUUUGUCAGGGUUUCGUUCAUUUGAUCCUUUGGUAUGUUUAAUUUAAAAAUAAAAUAAAAAAAGAUAUAAAUUCUUCCAACUCAUCGGUUCUACUUAUAGAACAUUGUUUUUCCCUCUCUCCCUCUCUUUCUAUCUAUGAUAUUGUGUUUUCUUUUUAUCUCUCGGUUUUCUCCCUCUCUUCGUGCGAUAUAUCAAUUCGUGCGAAGUCUAUCCUUAGUUCGAGGACAUCUUUCUCUGUCUCUUUCUCUUUCUCCCUCUGGUUAGUCGAAGUUACUCUAGGCGCAGGCGUUCGACUCCCGUCCCGUCCCGUCCUUCUCUGAUGUUGACCGCUACGCUCGGUUAGUACGUAUCGCAUCAGUUAUAUAGGCUAUAUAGGUCGGCGGUACGCCUCGCGCGGCUGUCGCUGAAAGCAAGUUCAAGGCCAAAGGCUCGGCAAAGGCCACAAUCGCGUCGGCGGUGUGCCGUGGCGAUGGUGGCGGUGACGACGGUAGUAGUGGUGGAGGAGGACGACGAGGUGGAGGAUGAGGACGAGGAGGAGGUGAAGUGAGGUGAGGUGGUGUUGGUGGUCGUGGUGGUGGGGCGUCUUUGAUGGCUGAAUAAGUGGAGGGGCUGUUGAACGCAAGUCGUGGAACAUCACUCAGUCGGCGGUGAUGCUGUCUCGCGUUUGCACGCGUCGUUCCGUCCCGCACGCGGGAUCUUUGAAGUGAUCAUCACAUCACAUUAUCCACGCAUUACGUUAAAAGAAAGGAGGAGUCGGUUCGACGUAUUUUGAAAAACGGCGUGCACCGUCCCGCCACAAACCUAACACACGGAUAUUUUUUAUUAUCAAUUUUUUCUCUUCGUUUUCUUUUUGUCUUCUUUUUGUCUUCUUUUUGUAAAUCUUAUUCGUUACAUUUCUUGGUGGUUUCUUUUUCGCGGGAGUGACUUGUCAUAAUUCGCGAGUCAGCCUACUAAGGAUAAUUGUGAUCAAGGAUUUGGAUUUAAACGUUGGUGAAGAUCACACAUAAACAAAUCGGUCGACGAACCGAAACUAUACUACUGUACACCACCACCACCAUUAUCACCACUACCCCAUUUUCUUCGUUCGACGUUAUUGGAUAUUUUUUUUUUAUGUACUUUGUGCGUCGCAAGAAGAAGUGUCCAUCGUUAUCGGAGAUUAUUAAGCAACGGAAUUGGAUUUUAUUAACCACAUAGAAGAUCAAGGACAACGUUGCGGUUCUUCUUCCUUUUUUUUUUUCCUACACGCGUUUCCCUUUGACCGUCAUGGGAGACGAGUUACCUAUUCUCAAAGGAAUCCUCAAUGGAGUGGUCGAUUAUCAUAAUGCACCGGUGCGAUUCGGCCGCGUGCCCAAACGUGAGAAGGCCAGGAUUUUGGCUGCCAUGCAGCAGAGUUCCCACAGUCGUUCUCAGGAAAAGGCAGUAGCGGCUGAACUGGAGGACGAACAACGUUUACUCGCCACCGUUGUCCGAGCUCACCUCGACACAUGCGAUUUUACCAGGGACAAGGUCACGCCUGUUCUUGCGAGAGCUCGUGAAACACCUAACUACACGGCCUGCCCACCGACCUUGGCAUGUCCGUUGAAUCCAAAUCCACAACCAUUGACUGGUCAACAAGAAUUACUUCAGGAUUUCUCCAAGAGGUUUUCCCCGGCAAUUCGUGGCGUAGUAGAAUUCGCUAAACGCAUUCCUGGAUUCGGCCUGCUGAUACAGGAUGACCAAGUCACAUUGUUAAAGGCCGGAGUAUUCGAAGUUUUGCUCGUUAGGCUGGCCUGCAUGUUCGAUGCUCAAACGAAUAGCAUGAUAUGCUUGAACGGACAAGUGUUGAAACGCGAGUCUAUUCACAACAGCAGUAACGCGAGAUUCCUGAUGGAUUCGAUGUUCGAUUUUGCCGAAAGGGUCAAUUCCUUGCGAUUGUCAGACGCCGAGCUUGGACUUUUCUGUUCGGUUGUUGUCAUCGCAGCGGACAGGCCGGGAUUACGCAAUACCGAAUUGGUAGAACGUAUGCACAACAAAUUACGCAACGCUCUUCAAACGGUACUAGCUCAAAGUCAUCCACAACAUCCAGAUAUUUUGAGGGAAUUGUUAAAGAAGAUACCAGAUUUGAGAACGUUGAACACGUUGCAUUCGGAGAAAUUACUCGCGUUUAAAAUGACCGAACAACAGCAACAACUUCAAGCGCAACAGCAACAACAGACGCAACACGUUAUAUCAGCGAGCCAACAGCAACAGCAACAACAACAGACGCAGACGGGGCAACAACAAUCUCAACAACAAUCGCAGCAACAACAUUGGGCGAUGGAAGAGGAAACUCCGGCAUCCUGGGGCUCGGCCUCGGACGUUACCCUCGAUGAGGCGGUCAAAAGUCCAUUGGGUAGCGUUUCGAGUACGGAGAGCACGUGUAGCGGUGAAGUAGCAUCUCUGACGGAAUAUCAUCAUGUUGCGGCAACCCCGAGUGGUCAUCACGCGUCCAGUGCACCACUUCUCGCAGCAACUUUGGCUGGUGGUUUAUGUCCGCACCGUAGACGAGCAAAUUCCGGUAGCACGAGUUCAGGCGAGGACGAACUUCAUCGUGGCAGUUUGAGCAAGACACCUCAACCACCUCAUUGUCCACGUUUUCGCAAAUUAGAUUCGCCCAGUGACAGCGGCAUCGAGUCGGGUACAGAAAAAGCUGACAAACCAGCGAGUAGCAGUGCCAGUAGCGCACCCACCUCUGUCUGUUCGAGUCCACGUUCCGAGGACAAGGAAGUCGAAGACAUGCCUGUACUGAAACGUGUCCUUCAAGCACCACCACUUUACGACACGAACUCGUUGAUGGACGAGGCGUACAAACCGCACAAAAAAUUCCGUGCAUUACGACAAAAGGAUAGUGCCGAAGCUGAGCCAGCUGUGGUAGUACAACACGCCCAAUCCCAAUUACAUUUACACCUUACCUCGCAACCAGCGCGAAGUCCAUCAUCGAAUCAAACGACGAAUAAUAAUCCAACCACGUGUCCGCAAACAGCGAGCUUACUUAGUAGCACGCACUCGACAUUGGCGAGAAGUUUGAUGGAGGGUCCUAGGAUGACGGCGGAACAACUCAAACGUACGGACAUUAUACAUAACUAUAUAAUGCGUGGAGAAGCUAGUCCGAGGUCACCACCCGCGGUCUCGCCAUCGCCGGCGGAACAAUGUGCAUCGACUACUACCAUAACGGCGCGUUCCUCUUCACAAUUAUCUCCGGGUUUGCUACAGUGUGCCUCGUCGAGUUAUUCCAGCAGCUCAUCCUCGAGAUGGCCUGCCACCUCAGUUAUUACCACGACCACUGGUGCUCGGCAACAACAACAACAACAACAACAACAACAACAACAACAACAACAUCAGCAACAUCAGCAACAUCAACAACAUCAGCACCAGCACCAUCAACAACAACAGUCUUCCUCGGAUUACCUCGUAGUCGGGAAUUCCCCGGCAUCUUCACCAAGAUACCUCUCGGCGGCAGCGUCGAGUAGUACGAGUACGAGUCCGAGGCCAACAUCAAGUACAGCAACGGCAGCAGCAGCAGCGACCCUUGUCCUAUCUGGUUGUCCAAGUAACAUGAUGGAACUCCAAGUGGACAUUGCAGACAGUCAACAACCUUUGAACCUCUCGAAAAAGUCACCGUCCCCAUCGCCAAGGCCAUUAGUUGGUCCCUGCAAGGCUCUAUCCCUCGAAGCGUAGUGUGGUGCUCUUGCCGUCAGAUGGACACAUCAUCUCUUAUCUUUUUUUUUUUUUUUUUAUUACUUUUUUGUUCUUUUUUCUUUUUUGGUGACUCGAAAAAUCAUGUG